Neurospora tetraspora is the source of this 1008-nucleotide messenger RNA. RefSeq lists its product as uncharacterized. The transcript has 2 exons. The coding region runs from base 1 to 1008 and encodes 335 amino acids. The record is from RefSeq and is a predicted model, not a curated record. Lineage: Eukaryota; Fungi; Ascomycota; Sordariomycetes; Sordariales; Sordariaceae.
AUGGCCUCAGAAUCCAAGCCUCCGCUCCUGGCUGCGCCGCUUGAGAUUCGACACAUAAUAUACCGUUAUGUUUGGACGAUCCCAAUUGACGCAGAUAAGCAUCUCGAGCGGUAUUUUCCCAGCUGCUUGAACGAGAAUUACUUCAAACUCCAGUUUGGGCAAAUCCACGCCCUGGUCUCAAUCUGCCAACAGAUGAGGGACGAAGUUCUUGCGGAAUACUUCCCUCGGACUCAAGUCUAUCUUCGAUCGCACCACCGACACGUCUUUGAUCGCCACCGCCUGCUUUCAGGUUACUAUGAGUCGCACCGCGGUCAUUUCUGGGAUCAGGAGUCGCACCGCAGAGGUUUUGAUCUGCGAUCGCAAGUUCGCAAUGGGCGUCCUCACUUUGACGCCAUCCACUACAUUAUACGCCCCCCCCUCUUCACUCAAAAUACCCAGCAUGUCAGCCUUUUGUGGAAGAGGUGCUUCUGCCCUAAAGAUAUGACCCCUGAGGACAUAGAGACCAGCGGUUACCACGCGCCUCUGGACUGGCUGUUGAAACUGGGCCAGCUCAAAACCCUCGAACUUGUCAUCGCCGAUCCAGACAUACGCACAUUCGAGGCUCUCAGGAUGCUCGGAUACGGCACAUGGACCAGCCUGGCGCGGAUUUUACCCUGUCGUAACUGCUUUUCUAAGCUUUUGAGGCUGCGCAAUCUGGAGAAGGUUGUUUUCAAACCGCUGUUCGACGAUCCAACCGUGGGACACAUACAGGGACCUGAAGUGAACAGACCAAAUUGGGUUGCGAGAAUCAAGAAAGAAGUGUCGGAUACGAUACUUCGUAAGGAUCCAAACCAGCUGGCAUCAUAUGUGGUACACAAGGGCGUAUCUUUGGGGUCCUUUGGCGUUGCAGGAUCUUGGGAAAAUGGCAUGGAGGAAGGAAUAUCUGACUUGGUUGAUGCUUACGAGGUUGAACGAGAUGACCACAGGCAAUGGGUUCGUAUACGAGUGAGAUACACGUCGUACCAAUAA